Messenger RNA from Anopheles stephensi (Asian malaria mosquito), 2453 nucleotides. Its product is annotated as zinc finger MYND domain-containing protein 11. Gene Ontology annotation, molecular function: transcription corepressor activity; protein binding. The record is from RefSeq and is a predicted model, not a curated record. Bases 83 to 2203 code for a protein of 706 amino acids. The transcript has 5 exons. Gene Ontology annotation, biological process: regulation of transcription elongation by RNA polymerase II. NCBI's taxonomy places the organism in Eukaryota, Metazoa, Arthropoda, Insecta, Diptera, Culicidae.
AAAACAGUGGAUGUUCGGGGAAUAUACAAGCAACGCUAUUGUGUGCAGCAGCUAGCUUAGUUUAGAUUUGUUUCUUAGCAAAAUGUCCGAUAGUUGGCAGCUAAAAACCUCCUGCGGGGUGAUUAGCGCUAUUUGGAGCAGUAUCGCCACCGCUCCAUCAGGAGAAAUGGAACACACACGGCUAGUUAAGCAACUCUGCAAAAUGUUGCAUCUAGAUAGUCAAGAAUUGGCGGUACGUCAUAUAAAAACAGCGCUAGCAGACCAGCUGAUAGCUGUGAGCGUACGGGCAAAACAGCGUGGGAAACCAAAAGCCUCCCCUAGCUACACCUUCCCGAAGCGGGAAACGGUACCGGACGAACAGCCGGACCGAUGCUGCUACGAAUGCCACAAUACAGGCAGAGUGGUAAAGUGUGAAGGUUGUGUAAGGAGUUUUCACGAGCGCUGUACCAAAUCUCCCGAAGAGAAACGGCUCGAGCUGGCACAGUUUGUGUCGAAGGAAAAGCAAAGCAUAAUUUCUGCUUCCGAACACCAACAACACAAUCCACAUCAGACACCUGCUAGAGCCGGCCGACGGGCUUCCAAUGCAUCGGUUACCAUCAUUGAUGACGGUAACGGUAGCUGGCCAGCAGAUUUCCAGCAGGAUGAUGAUUCUGUUGAGUUGGUAGCAGAAGAAGGCACACUUCCGUCGGUGGUAAAGCAUGAGUCCGGCUUCGACUUUUCCAGUCCGGGCAUUAAGGUGGAGGAAGAUGUAAAGGAAGGGCUGUUUACGGACGAGCCCAUGUUCGUUUGUAUGGUUCGGCCACCGAACAGACGGCUGGAAAGAAUGCUCAACGAACCAACCAUCAAACCGGAAGUGCCGGCAGACGCUAACGACGUUGCUGCAAAAGCGAACGAAAAUGAUACGAUGCAAAAACGAUACUGCUAUGCCUGCCAUGUGCUUAAGAACAGUACGCACAACAUAUCUCCUAACGUGGGUACGCGAGAAUUAAAUUAUCUGUUAAGCUUCGCCGUUGAGCAGUACAAAUCAUGGCUUCCCAAAGAUACCUUCUCGUCGUCGAAGCUUUUCCGGGACAAAAGAACGACGGUGCUGUCAAGCAAGACUGUUGAUACUUUCAAGAAGAUGCUUCUUCGUACGCCCACAUCGCUUGCAGCUGUACAAUCCAAGAUCCUGAACGAACAGUACAACAGUCUGGAAGAGUUCCACGUUGAUUUACUGGACAUCGCGCACAAUGUAGGAGUCAUCCAUGGAGUGAACUCAUUGGACUAUAGUGCGGCAAUGUAUUUUCUAGCCGAUUGCUUGUAUGAAGUACGAGAAAUACGCCAAUGUUCGGACUGCUAUCGCCAUUCGGCGGAGAAAGCAGAACCGGAUUGGUUCGCGCGCCCGUGCCGCACUCGGCACGAGUUAGUGUUUGCCAAACAAAAAAGUUACCAGUACUGGCCGGCGAAGGUGGUGCGAGUUACGAACAAGACGUACGACGUGCGUUUCUUUGGUGACAAACAUUUGCGCGCGUUGGUGAGUGCUGAUUGUGUGAAACCGAUCGAUACCGAUCUCCGUUCGCUGCAAGUGAAUGCUAAGCAUCGCGGGUUCCAGCAGGCGAUGGCCGAAAUGCUUAAACAUCAAUCGUUGUCUGAGAACAGAGAAUACUAUGCCUUUUCGUCCACCACCGGACAGGUGGUACAAAACACGGGAAGCAUACAGCAAUCGGUUGAAACCACAGUACCGCAACCACCACUACCGCCACCUCCUGCGUCUAACGACGGGGACGAUCGAGUGUUAAACCAUGGCCUGAAUAGUUCACGGCCCGUAACAAGGAAGCGCGCCAACAUAAGCAAUCAGUCUAGCAUCGCUGCGACCCUCCAGAAACAGCGGAAAUUAUUAGAUCGCUUUACGAAUCCGGUAGAUGUGAAAGCUAAAGCUUUGCAACUUUUGCAGGAAACCGAAGAAAGGUUUGCACUAAAGCUAGAAUUGCUUAACAUCCAGCACCGAAAAGAAAUAAGCGAGGUGAAGAAGAAACAAUGGUGUGCCAUGUGUGAAAAGGAGGCCCGAAUCCAAUGUUGCUGGAACACGUUCUACUGCACGACUGCCUGCCAAAAAAACCACGCAACACAACACCAAAAGCGACACCAGGCCGGCAGCAGGUGCCAUCGCUUGCGUUCGCUUUCUGUGUGUACCACCACCUCGCCAUCACAGCAUGCCAGCUAAUGCUGGUACACCAAAAUAAUAAGAUGUUGCUUUUAGUGUUACCACUAGCUGAUGUUUACCUUGCAUGUACAUAUCUGUAUUUAUUUGGAAAACUACACUCUCAUUCAUUUGAUUUUAUUGUUAAGUAUCGUCGACGAAAUGUCGCUACCGACAUUUUGUGCUGCUGUUUGCAGUAGGUUUAUGAAAAUGAGAUACAUAAUGAAUACUUUCAGAGUUGAGUAAUGAAAAUAAAGUAAACAACAAACGAGCA